Molecule: messenger RNA, 2416 nt
Organism: Chanos chanos (milkfish)
Lineage: Eukaryota; Metazoa; Chordata; Actinopteri; Gonorynchiformes; Chanidae
Gene: smad2
Product: SMAD family member 2
Exons: 12
Coding region: 444-1847 (467 amino acids)
Biological process (GO): anatomical structure morphogenesis; transforming growth factor beta receptor signaling pathway; positive regulation of transcription by RNA polymerase II
Cellular component (GO): heteromeric SMAD protein complex
Molecular function (GO): I-SMAD binding; DNA-binding transcription factor activity, RNA polymerase II-specific; RNA polymerase II cis-regulatory region sequence-specific DNA binding
Source: RefSeq, a predicted model, not a curated record
GAAAGGAAAAUAGUCUUUAAAAUCGAUUUUUACAUCUUCAGUGAAAAAAAGCAGACAUUGCUGUGGACCACACAAUUUGUACUUGACAUAGACACGGGAGUACAUUGUUGGGCCACUAGCGUUAGAAGUAUCUGCAGAGUCGUUGUGCUACAGGAUCGUGGGAUACAGUUGGACGGCGUCCCGUGCAAACAGUAGCCCUAUCAACUACAUAUCUCUAUUCCUCCAUUCUGUUUGUCCGAGGUAAUCUAUUGGCCCCCUCCACUUCUUGCCACCUGUACGUAACUCCCACCCUUCCUCUGUCCUCUUAAGCACUCCCUGAUAUCCCCUCACUGAAGACCACUGACAGGCAACUCUCUCCCUCGGCCAGUAUCUGAACUUCCCUGUUUGUUUCACCAACUGCCCAACCUCACGAGGGGGCCAGCAACCCACCCGACACCCCAACAAUGUCCUCCAUCUUGCCUUUCACUCCACCGGUAGUGAAGCGCCUGCUGGGCUGGAAGAAGUCGGCCAGCGGCUCGGGUGGGGCAGGUGGUGGAGAGCAGAACGGACAGGAAGAGAAAUGGUGUGAGAAGGCUGUGAAGAGCCUGGUCAAAAAGCUGAAGAAGACAGGCCAGCUGGAUGAACUGGAGAAGGCCAUCACCACACAGAACUGCAACACCAAGUGUGUCACCAUUCCUAGCAAUUGCUCUGAAAUUUGGGGACUGAGUACACCAAAUACGAUAGAACAGUGGGAUACCUCAGCCCUAUACAGCUACCCUGACCAAACCAGAUCUCUGGAUGGCCGUCUGCAGGUUUCCCACCGUAAGGGUCUCCCUCACGUCAUCUACUGUCGCCUAUGGCGAUGGCCUGACCUGCACAGCCACCAUGAGUUGCGUGCCAUCGACACCUGCGAGUACGCCUUCAAUCUGAAAAAGGAUGAGGUGUGCGUCAACCCUUACCACUACCAGCGAGUGGAGACACCAGUCCUUCCUCCUGUCCUUGUGCCAAGGCACACAGAGAUCCUGACCGAGCUGCCUCCUCUGGAUGACUAUACCCAUUCCAUACCCGAAAACACCAACUUCCCAGCUGGGAUUGAGCCCCCCAAUAACUACAUACCAGAUACUCCUCCACCAGGAUACAUCAGUGAGGAUGGGGAAACUAGUGACCAGCAAAUGAAUCAAAGUAUGGAUACAGGCUCUCCAGCAGAACUGUCACCAAGCACACUUUCACCUGUCAAUCAUGGCAUGGACCUACAGCCGGUCACUUAUUCGGAGCCCGCCUUCUGGUGCUCCAUAGCCUAUUACGAACUCAACCAGCGUGUGGGCGAGACCUUCCACGCUUCACAGCCUUCCCUGACCGUGGAUGGCUUCACAGACCCCUCCAACUCUGAGCGCUUUUGCCUGGGCCUGUUGUCCAACGUCAACCGCAACGCCACUGUGGAGAUGACCCGGAGACAUAUAGGCCGAGGUGUCAGACUGUACUACAUUGGUGGGGAGGUCUUUGCUGAGUGUCUCAGUGACAGUGCCAUCUUUGUUCAAAGCCCCAAUUGUAACCAGAGGUAUGGGUGGCACCCAGCAACAGUCUGCAAGAUCCCCCCAGGAUGUAACCUUAAGAUCUUCAACAACCAGGAGUUUGCUGCACUACUGGCCCAGUCUGUGAACCAGGGCUUCGAGGCAGUGUACCAGCUUACUCGGAUGUGUACCAUUCGCAUGAGCUUUGUGAAAGGCUGGGGGGCAGAGUACAGACGACAGACAGUGACGAGCACUCCAUGUUGGAUUGAGCUGCACCUGAACGGCCCACUGCAGUGGCUGGACAAGGUCCUGACCCAAAUGGGUUCCCCUUCGGUCCGCUGCUCCAGUAUGUCCUAAUGCUAUGGCAAUGGUUCCCCCCUGAAACGACAGAGUCUACAAUCACAACGACGACAACUAGAAGAACAACAGACUUGCUAUAACCCCUCUUUCAUAGUACUUGUGACCCCCUUUCUCCCAACACUGAUGUUUUCACUGUUCGGAACAGAACAUGGCACUUGCUGUCACAUCAGCUUCAUGCACCUUUAAUUCUUUUUCUCCUAAACCCUCAAUAUUAAAUGUUUUAGUGGUAGAAUCAAAAUGUAUGUUGAUUUUUAGAGGACCAGAAAAGGUGUGUAUGUUGUGGGGAAUUACCAGAAGGCAGUUGAUACUUGGCACAAGUGUUGAGGUAAAGCUUCUUCCCCUUGAUGAAGUUAAUGGUAAUAGUAAAUACUUCUGGCUUUGUGCUUCAAUUUUUCUUUUUUCCCCCCACUCAACAAAAGGCUAGUUUUUCUGGGGAAAAAGUAUUGAACUCCUCACAUCUGAACCCCUGUAAGAUUGACAGGAGCAAAGUUUUCAGGCUUUGUUACUUUCCCAACCUCAAUAUUUUCAAGGAAUGCCAAAAGACACCUUUUUCAUUUAAGCUUCAC